AUGCUCUACGGUAGCGAGUGUUGGUCCGUAAAUAAAACCCAUGGAGGAAUGCGUCACUCCGCUGAAAAGAGGAUGCUCGGAUGGGCUUGCGGCUGGACGCGGCUGGAUCGGGUCAGAAAUGAAGACGUCAGGAAAGCUAGGCAAACAGCACCGGUUAAACUGGAAGUGAGAGAGCAGCGCCUGGUUGGAGCAUGUAUUAAGAAGUCACAGAGCCAUCCGAUAAGGGAGGCAAUGGAGUUCCAGGCUGGUAAGAAACCACGAGGAUCCCUGAAGAAGAGAUGGCAGGAUGUGAUCAGAAAGGACCUCGCCGAAGCUAAGGUGACGGCAGAAGAUGGCGUAGAUGGAAUGAAAUGGAGACGGCUGCCAAGAACAACGGACCCUGCGACGGCGCGGGAUUAA
Molecule: messenger RNA, 399 nt
Organism: Haemonchus placei
Lineage: Eukaryota; Metazoa; Nematoda; Chromadorea; Rhabditida; Trichostrongylidae
Source: the annotation of a GenBank genome assembly